AGCUCCGUCCAUCAGAUAUGCCUUGCUCAGCUCUUCAAUAAGAUAAUAACAAAAGGUGACUUGUACAAAAGAUAAGAUUGUAUAUAAUAUAAUACACGUUCGGGGAACAUUACAUACGAGAAACUUUUGAAAUGAAAUUAAUAUAAGUUGUAAAAGUGUGAAACACACACAGUUCUUGUCGACUGAGCUUAGUUUAUAUAAAGAAGCUAGAAGAAGACACACCACACUCGAAUCAACUCAAGCGAUAUUGCCGGAGAGAAUGACCGAAGCAAGAGAAGUUACCGCCAUGGACUGCGUUUACAAGAACCCUAACGAAGGUGUAGAAGAUAGGAUUCAAGAUCUUUUACAAAGGAUGACAGCUGAGGAGAAGAUCGGUCAGAUGACUCAGAUCCACCGUGCCGUCUCAUCGGCCGCCGUCAUCAAAGACUUCUUUAUAGGCAGCGUAUGCAACUCGGCCGGGAAGUCAGGGAAUAAAGAUGUGAUGUCAGAGGAUUGGGCUGAAAUGAUCGACGGCUUUCAGACAGCAGCCCUCGAAACUCGUCUCGCCAUACCAAUCAUCUAUGGCUUGGACGCAGUUCACGGCAACAACAAAUUCUACGGUACCACCAUUUUUCCUCACAACAUAGGACUCGGUGCCACCAGAGACUACGAUCUGGCUAGAAGGAUUGGUUCAGCGACUGCUCUAGAAGUUAGGGCAAGUGGGGCUCACUGGGUAUUCGCUCCUUGUGUGGCGGUGGGCAAAGAUCCGCGAUGGGGAAGAUGUUUGGAGAGCUACAGUGAAGACACCGAGGUUGUGUGCAACAUGACAUCCAUUGUCUCCGGUCUUCAAGGAAGUCCACCGGAAGGACAUCCCGCCGGUUACCCUUUCCUGGCCGGAAGGAACAAUGUGGUUGCAUGUGCAAAGCACUUUGUUGGAGAUGGUGGUACAGAGAUGGGUAAGAAUGAAGGGGACACAAUAGCUUCAUACGAAGACCUGGAGAGGAUUCACAUGGCUCCUUACUUGAAUUGUCUUGCUCAAGGAGUCUCUGCUGUUAUGCCUUCUUAUUCUCUUUGGAACGGAAGAAAACUCCAUGGAGACCGCUUUCUCUUGACAGAAAUUCUCAAAGACAAACUCGGUUUUAAGGGAUGUUUGGUUUCAGAUUGGUCGGGAAUAGACAAGAUGGGAGAACCCCGUGGUUCGAACUACCGUGAGUGUGUGGAAGCUGCUAUAAACGCUGGAAUAGACAUGGUCAUGGUCCCUUAUAAGUAUGAGAAGUUCAUCAAUGAGCUAACAUCCCUGGUGAAGGACGGGAAAAUACUUAUGUCUAGGAUCGAUGAUGCGGUCGAGAGAAUUCUGAGAUUGAAGUUCACAGCUGGUCUCUUCGAACACCCUUUCUCUGACAGAUCGUUGCUGAAGUUUGUUGGCUGCAAGGAACACAGAGAGAUAGCUCGUGAAGCGGUUAGGAAAUCUUUAGUUUUGCUAAAGAACGGGAAAGAUUCAGACAAACCGUUUCUACCGCUAGAUCGAAACGCAAAGAGAGUUUUAGUGGCAGGAACUCACGCAGACGAUCUGGGGUUUCAGUGCGGUGGUUGGUCCAAGACUUGGCAGGGUCAGAGUGGUCGGAUCACAAUCGGCGCAACUAUCUUGGAUGCCGUCAAAGCAAUCGUAGGAGCAGAAACAGAAGUGGUUUACGAGAAGAUUCCUUCGGAGGAGACUUUGUCCAACGAGGACGACUUCUCAUACGCCAUCGUUGCCGUCGGGGAAGCGCCCUAUGCAGAAUCCCGAGGCGAUGAUCCUGAGCCGUCGAUACACUUCGAUGGGGGUGAGGUAGUGAGUUUGGUAGCUGAGAAGAUCCCGACAGUGGCGAUUCUUAUGACGGGACGACCUGUGGUUUUGGAUAAGACCAUGUUGGAGAAGGUGGAAGCUUUGGUGGCGGCUUGGUUGCCUGGAACUGAAGGAGAUGGAAUCGCCGAUGUGGUGUUCGGAGAUUACGAUUUCACUGGGAAGUUGCCGAUGUCGUGGUUCAGAGACACAGAUCAGCUGCCGAUGAACCCUGAAGCUGAUAGCUAUGAUCCGUUGUUCCCGUUAGGGUUUGGGCUGAAAUGUAAGAGAGAGUAAUAAUACUAGUCCGUGCGAGAGAAUAAAUGUAAGAGAAGUCAAAAUAAGGGCUUUCUAAGUGUCUCUGAUCUCUCUCUCUUCUCAAUUGCAUUUGGAUUUGGUUUAGUCCGGUUUUCUCAUUUGCUCACUUUGGUUUUAUUGUUUUGGUGUGACGCUGUUCGGUGUA
Molecule: messenger RNA, 2264 nt
Organism: Brassica oleracea var. oleracea
Lineage: Eukaryota; Viridiplantae; Streptophyta; Magnoliopsida; Brassicales; Brassicaceae
Product: beta-glucosidase BoGH3B-like
Exons: 8
Coding region: 260-2098 (612 amino acids)
Biological process (GO): glucan catabolic process
Molecular function (GO): beta-glucosidase activity
Source: RefSeq, a predicted model, not a curated record